CUCACUCCCUCCUCCGGCAGCGAUCGAUGCGGCCUUCAGCCGCGGGGGACUAGGCAAGGAAGAAGGAAGGAGAGGGCAGCGGGGCCGCCUGCAGCAGGAGGCUCGGCGGGGCCGGCGGGGCAGAGGCGAGAUCGAGUAUAGCCAGCGGCUCCCAGCCUCGGUGCCUUUGGGACAGACACGUGAGGCGCCCGGGAGGUGCCACCACAGGUGAUGCUGAUGCUGCUGGUCCGGGGAACACACUAUGAGAACCUCCGGUCUAAAGUGGUGCUCCCAACACCCCUAGCAGGGAGGAGCACUGAAGCCUUUGUGAGCGAGUUCCCGGCCCCCGACACCGGGAUCCGCUGGCGGCGAAGCGACGAGGCGCUGCGCGUGAACGUGGGUGGCGUGCGGCGGCAGCUGAGCGCGCGCGCCCUGGCGCGCUUCCCGGGCACGCGGCUGGGCCGCCUGCAGGCCGCGGCGUCGGAGGAGCAGGCGCGGCGCCUGUGCGACGACUACGACGAGUCGGCGCGCGAAUUCUACUUCGACCGGCACCCGGGCUUCUUCCUGGGCCUGCUGCACUUCUACCGCACUGGCCACCUGCACGUGCUCGACGAGCUGUGCGUCUUCGCCUUUGGCCAGGAGGCCGACUACUGGGGCCUGGGCGAGAACGCGCUUGCCGCGUGCUGCCGCGCGCGCUACCUGGAGAGGCGGCUGAGCCAGCCGCACGCCUGGGACGAGGACAGCGACACGCCGAGCAGCGUGGACCCGUGCCCUGACGAGAUCUCCGACGUGCAACGAGAGCUGGCGCGCUAUGGCGCGGCGCGCUGUGGCCGCCUGCGCCGCCGCCUCUGGCUGACCAUGGAGAACCCGGGCUACUCGCUGCCGAGCAAGCUCUUCAGCUGCGUCUCCAUCAGCGUGGUGCUCGCCUCCAUCGCCGCCAUGUGCAUCCACAGCCUGCCCGAGUACCAGGCCCGCGAGGCGGCGGCCGCCGUGGCUGCGGUGGCCGCGGGCCGCAGCCCGGAAGGCGUGCGCGACGACCCGGUGCUGCGACGCCUCGAGUACUUCUGCAUCGCCUGGUUCAGCUUCGAGGUGUCGUCGCGCCUCCUGCUGGCGCCCAGUACGCGCAACUUCUUCUGCCACCCGCUCAACCUCAUCGACAUUGUGUCUGUGCUGCCCUUCUAUCUCACGCUGCUGGCUGGUGUGGCACUGGGCGACCAGGGCGGCUCGGGCGGCAAGGAGUUCGGCCACCUGGGCAAGGUGGUGCAGGUGUUCCGCCUCAUGCGCAUCUUCCGCGUACUCAAGUUGGCGCGCCACUCCACCGGGCUGCGCUCGCUGGGAGCCACGCUCAAGCACAGCUACCGUGAGGUGGGCAUCUUGCUGCUGUACCUGGCCGUGGGUGUGUCAGUGUUCUCUGGUGUGGCCUACACAGCUGAAAAGGAGGAGGACGUGGGCUUUAACACCAUCCCAGCCUGCUGGUGGUGGGGCACAGUGAGCAUGACCACCGUGGGCUAUGGGGAUGUGGUGCCAGUGACGGUGGCUGGCAAGCUGGCAGCCUCAGGCUGCAUCCUAGGGGGCAUCCUGGUGGUAGCGCUCCCCAUCACCAUCAUCUUCAACAAGUUCUCCCACUUCUACCGGCGCCAGAAGGCUCUGGAGGCAGCCGUGCGCAACAGCAACCACCGGGAGUUUGAGGACUUGCUGAGCAGCGUUGAUGGCGUGUCGGAGGCAUCUCUGGAGACAUCCCGAGAAACCUCUCAGGAGGGACGGCCUGCAGAUCUAGAGAGCCAGGCCCCCAGUGAGCCUCCACACCCUCAGAUGUAUUAAAACCAGGGAUCCGUGACCCCCUGCCAUGCCCCUACAGUCAGCUGAGACAGCAGAGAUUCCUCCCCUGCUAAAGUUCUUCAUGGUAGUGAGCCUCUCACGAUCACUCAUGCUGUCCUGAGAAAUGAGAUUCAAAAGCUGCAUUCCUUCCUCCAAAGGCUCAGGGCAGGACAGUGCUACCUUAGAUUCUAUGAGAUUCUGCAAGCAACUCAGAAAGCUUUAUAAACCUGCCUCCAAGCCAUUCAUGAAGCAGGCAUGAGCCAGAGGGAGGAAGUUGAAAGGAUGCUAAUGAUUCCUGAGCACCUCCUGCACAUGAGCCAGGUCAUGUUUGGCCUUGUGUUGGAGAAAGAUAAUUAUCCCCACUUCACAGAUGAGGAAACCGAGGCUAAGAGAUGAGCAAGGCCUCUCCCAGAUGUCACAAUUAGAAGUGGCAGAGUCAGGUUUGGAAUCUGGGCUUAUUGGUGGGCCUGGAGCAAUGCUCCAUCAACUCCAUCUUUCUUCUGCCCUCAUGAAGUUUGCAUGUGGUUUUUGGUGAUUUUUGGAUCCCCAGAGUUGAUCCACAAGAUAAGAAAUCCCUUUCAGAGCCAGGGAAGGGUCCAGACAGGAGAUUUGGAUAUAGGAGCUCCGGAUCUCAGCUGUGGUUCCUUUCUAGGAGCAUCCAACAGGAGUCAGCAAUCAAAGAUGAGUCCUGGAGGGAAGGAGGAUGAGUCCUGGGAGGAAGUACCGUAGCAUUGUACUUGCCUCUUUAGCUGGUAUGCAAGAUUUGCUAAGCAAUAAUCUUCUGACCUUCCUCUCAGGGUUGAUGUGAGAGAAAGAAAAUCUGAAGGGCCCCUGGCCUGAGAUCUAGACAACCUAGCUGCGCCGGGACCUGCUGUGUAAAGUGGUCCAAUCCCUGCCCCCAAGUCCAGAUUCCAACCCCUCUGUCAAAUGGUCAGAAUCUGUGACCCAGAGGGCAAUGAAAGCCAAGGAGAGCAGAGGGGUGUCUAACUUAAAGCCAGUUCAGCUCUGAAAUGUUGGUGGCAGAGGGCUGACAUAUAUGAAUACUGGCUUCCCAGACCCUCCCCCAACAGUCUGACCUUGGCAAUUCCUUUCUGCCCAUCACACAGACGUCCAGCCCUACCUAGAGUACCCAUCCAGGCCCAUGUGUGAGAGUCCUCUCCCUUCUGGCCAGCUCCAGCCCCCUCAUCCUUGCUGGGGGCAUAUCUCUCAUACCCACCUGCCAAAUCUUCUCUUCACUUGCUGAGAAAGUCAGAGGAGGGGAUCCAGUAGCCCUUUCCACAUACUGUGGCUACAGCACCCAGCACUGUGCUGUUGUCUGACUGUGGCUGUCUCUGUCCCAUCACCUUGAGCCUCAAGAUGGAAGACAUUGUCUGCUUGAACUCUGGGCUUGGUGCAGAGCAGGUGUUUGGUAAAUGUUGAAUAGAUCAACCAAUUCCUACAGCCCACUAGGUGCCAAGCUCAGAGGGGAAAAAAAGAUAGCCAGAGAGAGACCUGGCCCUCAAAAAGGUGUGAACAAGACUGAAAAGGAGGUCCAUUCAGCUCCGCCUGCCCUGUCCCUGCUUGGUUCUUGAAGUUUUUACAAUAUAUUCCUUGUAGGUUCUUCACUCGCUCACUCAACAAAUACCCAUUGGAAGAGUUAAACUGGGGCUUCGUGUGUGGCCUGCAGUCAUGUUUUGGCUUAGUCCAACAGUAUUUUUAUUAUAUUUUAAGAAUCUGAAUGCCUUUGCAUGAGGCAUGUACUCUCAGGUUCCCCAUAGUGUCUCCCCCGCUGCCACCCACAAACAGACACACAUGCUGUUGUGUUAUGCCCAGCCACUCUGAUUUACUGGCUUCUGACUUGUGGACUGCUUACUAGUCUCAAGAGAUACAGUGGUGGAAAAAUAUAUCCCUAUACUCAUGAAGCUUACCGACUAGUAGGGAAGAUAGACUCUAAUGCAAUAAUCACAUAAAUAUAUCAUAGUGAGCUCUACUAAGUACAGGUGUGUAUAAUGUAUCAGGGACCAUGGCCCGAGAAAGUGAGAAGGCUUUCCUGAGCAAGUGACAAUCUAACCUGCCAUCCAAAUGAUAAAUUGCUAAUUAAGCAAAUGAGGUUCCGGGGGGGGGGGGGUAAUCCAAGCAGAGAGAAUGGCAUGUGUGAAGGUGUGUGUCAUACACAGGGCCUAGUACAUAGUGGGCCCCCUACAUACGCAUGGAUUCUGGGUCUCCAGAUUGGAACAGAGGAUGGAGCUAAGCAGGAAAGGGCCUCCCUUGAAUUCACCACACACAUACCAGCCCUUCUGCACACUCUGCUCCUUACAUCUAGGCCCAGCUGAACCUAGGUUAGGGGCAGAUCAGAAGGGCUUAAUGUACCACCCUUAUGGUCUUGCGGAACACACCAAGAAACCCGAUGGCUUCCAUAUUUUCUGACCCUACAAACAGGUCCCUAAUACUGGUGUGGAGAAAGCUCAAGAGAGAAUCAUCUGGCCUGAGCCCACCAUGAGGCUGUUUGUGGUCCUGGCAGAAAAGCAACAACUCGCUCCCCUUCCCAUGUAUCAAUGAAAACCAUUAUGCAAAUAAAGAGCUGGGCCCCAGGACGUGUUUCUGCUUGUGUGGAGAUGGCUCCCUGACAUGCUGUCUGAGUGACUGGAGAGGGUGGGCAAUAUGUGGAGUGACUUGGAAUCCACAUUCUCAGGCUCCAGUCCUGGAUUUGGCACAGACUUUGUCCGUGGUUGUGCCAGCCAGAACAGGUUGCAAGUGACAGGAAUUCAGUUGGAACAAACUUGGUCAAAAAGGUUAAUUUAUAAAAUAAUUAAAGUGAGGAAUGACUGUUAACAAUUAGAGUUUGGGGGUAUAAGCAACAGAAACUGACAUUAAGCAAAAAAUGAAUUUAUUGGAAGAUAUAUUAGUUUCCAGCAGCUGCUGUAACAAAUUCAGACAAACUUGAUGGCUUAAAACAGUAGAAAUGUAUUCUCUGACAGUUCUGGAGGCCAGAAAUCCAAAAUCAAGAUGUCAGCAGGGCCACCCUCCACUCUGGAGGCUCUAGGGGGAAACCCUCUCCUUUUCUCUUCUAGUUUGUGGUGGCUGCCACCAUUCUUGGCUUUCCUUGGCUGUGGCUGCAUCACUCAAGUCUCUGCCUCUGAUCUCACUUCACUGUCUGUGUAUGUCAAAUCUUCCAAUGCCUCUGUCUUAUAAGGACACUUUUGAUGACAUUUAGGCCCACCAGGAUAAUCCAAGAUGACCUCAUCUCAAGAUCCUUAACCACAUUUGCAAAAAGACCCUUUCCCAAAUAAGGUAACAGUUACAGGUUCCAGAGAUUAAAAUAUGGACAUAUGUUUGGGGCCACCAUCUGGCCCACUACAGAAGGGUAUCUGUGAAAUUCACCUGACCAAAGGAAGAGCUGACUGACGAGGCCUCAGGAAAUACAGGAAUGAGGGGAGCUCUAGGGACCUCAGUUGCAAGACUCAUGAACCUUCUGUUUAAGACACUGCCACCCACAUGAUCUGCCUCCAGUCACCUUCCUUCCCUGUAUCAUCCUGCUCACAGUUCCAAUCCCAGGAGAGAGUCUGAUUUCACUUGAGUCAUAUGCCUCUCUCUUGGGAGGGAUGGAGGGCAAGGUACCGUAUUCGUAUUUGCGGCAGUUGGAGGAAAGGUACUUACCCAAAGAAAAGACCACGUAUUGUCACCAAAA
Messenger RNA from Nomascus leucogenys (northern white-cheeked gibbon), 5464 nucleotides. It is a transcript of the gene KCNS1, whose product is annotated as potassium voltage-gated channel modifier subfamily S member 1. Lineage: Eukaryota; Metazoa; Chordata; Mammalia; Primates; Hylobatidae. Gene Ontology annotation, biological process: regulation of delayed rectifier potassium channel activity; potassium ion transmembrane transport; protein homooligomerization. The record is from RefSeq and is a predicted model, not a curated record. Gene Ontology annotation, molecular function: delayed rectifier potassium channel activity; protein binding. Gene Ontology annotation, cellular component: voltage-gated potassium channel complex; membrane.